AGUAAAAGAAUUGAAUGUUUUGCAGGUUGUGUUUUCAAAUUUGGUGGAAUUGAAGUUGUCUUGGAUUAAAAUAAAUCAGUUGUGGAUAACAUCUUCCUACAGUUUCAGAAAGCUUAAAAGUCUACAAAUUUCUACUUGUAGCAGCUUAGAAUACCUUUUUACCCCUUUCAUGGUAUCAGGCCUUGGGCACCUCGAGGACUUGAUUGUAUCACGCUGUAGAGAUUUGAAACAAGUGAUUAUGGUAAAAGGAGUUGAGGAGGUAGUGAACACAGAGUUGAUAUUCCCACGGCUAAACUCCAUUGUGCUUUGGAAUUGUGACAAGUUGUCAAGUUUCUAUGCUGGAAGUUCUGCACUCAAGUUCCAAUCGGCCAUAAAAAUUAAGAUAUACAGGUGUCUAAACAUGAUUACAUUUGCUUCUACAUUUUCAACAGAGCAAGAGAAAGAGACAGCUUAUCGAGGAGCUGAGGGGCAUCUUGGAGAGAAAGAACCUGAUAUUCAAAGUGGGACUAUAUUCUUUGAUACGGUUGUGUUUUCAAAUUUAGAGGAAUUGGACUUGUCUGAGAUUGAAAUAAAUCAGUUGUGGAUAACAUCUUCCUAUACUGUGACUUCUCAAGAAAUCUUGAAUUUCAAAAAGCUUAAAAGACUACGAAUUUCUUAUUGUUGGGGCUUAGAAUACCUUUUUACCCCUUCCAUGGUAUCAGGCCUUGGGCACCUCGAGGACUUGUAUGUAUCACACUAUACAGAUUUGAAACAAGUGAUUAUGGUAAAAGGAGUUGAGGAGGUAGCGAACACAGAGUUGAUAUUCCCACGGCUAAACUCCAUUGAGCUACAUUAUUGUGACAAGUUGUCAAGUUUCUAUGCUGGAAGUUCUGCACUCAAGUUCCAAUCGGCCAUAAAAAUUAAGAUAUACAAGUGUCCAAACAUGAUUACAUUUGCUUCUACAUUUUCAACAGAGCAAGAGAAAGAGACAGCUUAUCGAGGAAUUGAGGGACAUCUUGGAAAGAAAGAACUUGAUAUUCGUAAUCGGACUAUAUUCUUUGAUACGGUUAGUUUUUUCUUCACAAAUUUAACAUUUAAAGCAGUUUUAAUUAUCGUUACUCACAGACUAUAAUUUCCACUUCUUCUCAACAUCACUCUUGCUCUGUUUUCUUCAAUUAAAAAAGCUAAUUAUAG
Messenger RNA from Rubroshorea leprosula, 1173 nucleotides. NCBI's taxonomy places the organism in Eukaryota, Viridiplantae, Streptophyta, Magnoliopsida, Malvales, Dipterocarpaceae. The record is from the annotation of a GenBank genome assembly.